Molecule: messenger RNA, 2108 nt
Organism: Fragaria vesca subsp. vesca
Lineage: Eukaryota; Viridiplantae; Streptophyta; Magnoliopsida; Rosales; Rosaceae
Product: 65-kDa microtubule-associated protein 1-like
Exons: 10
Coding region: 128-1876 (582 amino acids)
Biological process (GO): cytokinesis by cell plate formation; microtubule cytoskeleton organization
Cellular component (GO): spindle; cytoplasm
Molecular function (GO): microtubule binding
Source: RefSeq, a predicted model, not a curated record
GUGAGAUGCACUGAGAGGAAGACGCGCACUCACGCCACUCUCACUCGUUCACUCUUUCAGAUCUGAAAACCCAGACGGUCCUCUUGCUCAGCUACCAAGGACGAUCCGAGUUUAGGUUUUGACAAAAAUGGUCACGGAUGCUAAAAACCCUCUUGGAGAAACCACCUGCGGUUCUUUGUUGCAGAAACUGCAGGAAAUUUGGGAUGAAGUUGGUGAGAGUGAUGAGCAACGAGACCGAAUGCUUCUGCAAUUAGAGCAGGAGUGUCUUGAUGUAUACAAGAGAAAGGUUGAGCUGGCAGCAAAGUCAAGAGCACAGCUUCUUCAGGCGUUGUCUGAUGGAAGAGUUGAGCUGUCCACUCUUCAGUCAGCUCUUGGAGAAAAAAGUUCUGUUGGAUUUCCAGAGAAGACUUCUGGAACAAUCAAGGAACAGCUUGCGGCUAUAGCACCAGCACUGGAACAGUUGUGGAAACAGAAAGAAGAGAGAGUAACACAGUUUGCUGAUGUACAAUCACAGAUUCAAAAGAUUUGUGGAGAAAUUGCUGGGAACCUUUCCCUUGGUGAGACUCCUGCUGUUGAUGAGUCCGAUCUGUCCCUGAAAAAGUUAGAUGAAUAUCAAUCCCAACUUCAAGAUCUUCAGAAGGAAAAGAGUGAUAGGCUGCAACAGGUGCUUGAGUAUGUGAGUACAGUGCAUGAUCUAUGUGCUGUACUUGGAAUAGACUUCUACAGUACUGUUACAGAGGUUCAUCCUAGCUUAAAUGACUCAACUGGUGUGCAAUCCAAAAGCAUUAGCAAUGAUACUCUAUCCAGGCUGGAUCAGACGGUCUUGGCACUAGAAGAAGAUAAGAAGCAGAGGCUGCAUAAGCUUCAAGAGUCGGCAGCACAGCUAAUUGAUCUCUGGAAUCUGAUGGAUACCCCUGAAGAGGAAAGGAAACUAUUUGACCAUGUUACAUGUAACAUAUCAGCUUCAGUUGAUGAAGUGACUGUUCCUGGGGCCCUUGCGGCAGAUCUGAUUGAGCAGACCGAGGUAGAAGUUGAGAGGCUUGAUCAGUUGAAAGCAAGCAGGAUGAAGGAAAUUGCAUUUAAGAAGCAAGGGGAGCUUGAGGAGAUUUUUGCUCGAGCACACAUUGAAAUAGAUACAGAAGCUGCCAGAGGAAAGAUUAUGGAACUCAUUGAUUCUGGGAGUGUUGAGCCUACUGAGUUACUGGCUGACAUGGAUGAUCAGAUAGCAAAAGCAAAGGAUGAAGCUCUCAGCAGGAAGGACAUCUUGGACAAAGUGGAGAAAUGGAUGUCAGCCUGUGAAGAGGAGAGUUGGCUUGAGGACUACAAUCGCGAUGAGAACAGGUAUAAUGCAAGUAGAGGUGCACACUUAAAUCUCAAGCGUGCAGAAAAAGCACGUAUUCUGGUUAACAAAAUUCCAGCUCUGGUUGACUCAUUGGUAGCCAAAACUCGUGUGUGGGAAGAAGAGCGUGGUAUAUCAUUUACUUAUGAUGGUGUUCCCCUCCUUGCUAUGCUAGAUGAAUAUGCCAUGCUCAGGCAAGAAAGAGAAGAAGAGAAGCGGAGGUUGAGGGAUCAGAAGAAGAUUCAAGAGUUGCAGCACACAGACCAAGAAAGCGUAUUUGGUUCAAAGCCUAGCCCUAGCCCUCGACCAGUUGGCACCAAGAAGGUAGUUGGUCCUCGUGCAAAUGGUGGUCCCAAUGGAACUCCCAGACGAUUAUCACUUAAUGCUCAUCAAAAUGGAAGGUCUGCAGUGAAAGAUGCAAAGAGGGAUCCUAGGCCUGUUGCUCCUUUGAACUAUGUUGAACUAUCUAAAGAGGAUGCUGCAUCCCAUGUUUCUGGAACUGGUUCUGGCAGUGACCUAAUUCCAGCUUCACCAUGAUAUUAACAGAGAUCACAUUUGUAGGUGACAUUUCUGUCAAGUUUAGUGUUGUGACUAGUUACUGCUUUAGGGAUAUAAUGUAUGAAACAGUGAGGGUAAAUGGACAGUGAACUAUCAGUACCUGUGUAUGUUGUAUUGUCAUUUGGAGGCUUUCUAAAUACAUGUUGCUUUCCCUGUUCUAGUUUUUUGGUAGUGUAGCAAGCAUGAGGCCUGUUCCGGAAGCUACUCAGUC